AUGAGUGGAGAGGAUCGAGGCUCGGCGUAUCGCUACGCUGGGCGCCCCUCGGCUUACCCUGCUGACGGCUAUGGACGAUACGAACCUGGUCUCAAGAGCUCCAUCCCCUCACGAUCAUUCGACAGGACGCACCCAGAGGAGCCGUAUGAGCGUCGCCUACCCGAACGCGUUCAUCCUGCCUACAACACUGCUCCUUCCUAUGCCGAUCCUUCUCAUCAUCCCCCUCCACCGCCAGAGUAUCGUCGACCGCCUCAGCCAACCUAUCGCUACGAGCAAGACUAUCACCGCCGCCCGACAGCACAGCAGCGCUCUGAAUACGCAAAUGACUAUCGCCGCCAACCUCUCCACAGCAAUCCUUACCGAGACAUUGACGAUAGAAGGGCGUAUGGUGAAGUGAGAUCCGACCCCUACGCCUCGCAUUCUCACCACGCCUACGCAGAUCCAUAUCAGUCAGAUCCAGUUCAUGACCUCGAUAAGCGCCGACACGCGCCUGCAUCUGCACCGGUUGCCUACGACAGGUAUGGGGUGAGAGAGGGUUCACGCCCUAUCGCCGACGUGCGUCAAGUUGUGCAAGAGCCUGCCUACCGCAGGGAGGAGUACGAUGCCUAUGCUCGCGAGAUCCAGCCUUCCUAUCGACAAGGUGCUCCACGGUCCCCCGUGCUUCCGCCUCGGCCAGUUGUGCAUGCACACGAGCGCAAAGAAGGCCUGCCGCCCCGCGACUACGAAGAAGCGCCAGCCCGCUAUGCAGAGCCACGUCAGGAACCCGAGUCCCCGCCCAGACCAUCAAUGUCGAUCUUCAACAUGCUCAAUGAUCGCUCAGCCAAUGGUGGUAGCGCUGCCUCGGUUCAUUCGAGCCCGGCCAAGUCGGUCGCCGCUGCUGAGACAGAUGCAUACACAUCAGCCUUGCCAGCAACCAGCCGUAGCUCUCGUGCGGCUUUCGACCCAGCCAGAGAAUAUGCCAACAGUACAGCACGAAGCGCUGCCGCCUGUUCGCGCAGUCGCGAAGGACGAUCGCGCAGGCUUGGCUUCAUUCCCGAUCCCGAAGACGAGCCAUCACUCGCACGUCAAUCCUCGGUCAACAGGAUGUCAAUUGACGGUCCAUCUGUUCGCGUCAAGCAUGAAGAAAGGGCCGCCUCGUUGCAUUCGUCUGCACCUGUCGAGACGUCGCCUGUAGAGCCCUUGCAAGACAACAAACCGUCCGACGCAUUCUUCGCAAAGGCUUCAGCGCUCGAAAGCUCGACCCUUUCUGGGAACAAGGCAGACAACGCCCAUCCAUCUUCAAAGUCAGCUCCGGCCAAGACACUUCUCAAGCUCCGCAACACUCCCCUGCCAGCAUCCAAGAGCAACGCGAGCUUCCUCGCACCUCCACCGCCUGCAAAGAAGCAUCGCGAUCCCGAUGGCUGGGAAAGCGAUCUCUCAAAUGGCGAGAAUCAAGCAGUAUGGCAACUUGAGCUCGACGAUUAUGUCUUCGACAUGCGGGAGCGCAUGCGACUCAUCGAAGAUGCUUUUGAGGCAACUCUGCAUGAGAAGCACGUCGAGGUUGAGAAGCGUCUGGCACGCGCCUACGAGGGUCGACACUUUGCAAUCAUUCGACAGCUGCGCAUCCGCGAGCAGCAAGAGGCUUCGCAGAGGGACGCUGAGCGCCGCAAAGACCAUGUGCGACAGCAGCGUGACCAUGAGAUCGAUCUCGAGCUUCUCGAUACUCUAGACGAUGGCCAACCAGGCAAGAAGAGGAGAGGAGGCCACGAUGGUGAUGAUGAAGUCGACGAGCUUCUCCAGGGCGACGAAGAUGACGACAGCGACGACGUUGCGCUUGCCGACAUUGCUGCCCGUGCCAACGGCUCCAAGGCCAACAUCAUCAAGCUCAAGCGCAGCAAGGGCAAGCUCGGUUCUGUCGAUCCUCGAAGCAAGAAGCGCAGACUCGAUGGCGGCGCAGCUUCAUCCUCAGCUCCUGGUUCGGACGCCGACUCGACACUUGCCGACCUCGCUGACAUGGAGGGGGACGAUUCGGUCUUUGCCUCUCGUCAAGGUUCCCCCACAUUGGACGACGCCAGCUUUGCUCUGGACUUGGACGCCGCUGGCAAAGUGCCUAUCGACGCACGUCGAGCACAGCAGCUCGAAGAUGCACACCGACGCAUCUGGUCCACUAUCGCCAAGCGUGAUAUCCCCAAGGUGUACAGGACCGUCCUGGCCAGCUCUUCAAGUAAGACCAUGUAUUGGCGACGUCUGUCGAGCGUCGUUCAGCGAGAGGCCAAGCGAGGUGCUGCGCGUAACAACAAGACGGUCAAGGAUGUUCAGCUCCGAGCCCGUAAGGUCAUGCGUGAGGUGCUUGUCUUCUGGAAGAGGAACGAAAAGGAAGAGCGCGAACUGCGCAAGAAGGCCGAGCGCGAAGCCGUCGAGAAGGCCAAGAAGGAGGAAGAAAUGCGUGAGGCCAAGCGACAGGCGCGCAAGCUCAACUUCUUGAUCUCACAGACCGAACUUUACAGUCACUUUAUUGGAAGCAAGCUGAAAACCGCCGAGGCCGAAGAGUCCGAGGAGACAGCCGGAAGCAGCAAGAUCAUCGACCCCAAUGCACAGCCAUCUGAUGCCACUGUUCCUCCCAUCAAUCCCCAUGCUGAGGUUGCGGACGCCGAAGCAAGGCUCGCCGAGCUUGACGAAAUCAACUUUGACGACGACGACGAGAGCAACCUGCGCGCCCACGCUGCCCGCAAUGCUCAGGAAGCAGUGCGUCUCGCCAAGGAGAAGGCACAAGCUUUCGACGUCGCAGCGGCCGAAGAACGGAGACGAAAUGAGGCUGCUGCUCGUGAACGCGAGGGGCUGGAUGCAGGUCCCGGCAAGCAGAUUGAGGAGAAGGACCUGGGCAAGGCCUUCGAUUCAGACGACAUGAAUUUCCUCAACCCGACGUCGAUGGGACAGAGCGACGUCAAGCAGCCCAAGAUGCUUACAGCCCAGCUCAAGGAAUACCAGCUGAAAGGUCUCAAUUGGCUCGCCAACUUGUACGAGCAAGGUAUUAACGGUAUUCUUGCCGACGAGAUGGGUCUCGGUAAGACAGUCCAGUCCAUCUCCCUCAUGGCCUACCUUGCCGAGGUGCACGACAUCUGGGGUCCUUUCCUUGUCAUCGCACCCGCCUCUACCUUGCACAACUGGCAGCAGGAGAUCAGCAAGUUCGUCCCCACGCUCAAAGCUUUGCCGUACUGGGGCAAUGUCAAGGAUCGUGCCGUGCUGCGUAAGUUCUGGAACCGCAAGCAGAUCUCGUACAACCGGGAUGCUCCCUUCCACGUACUCGUCACCAGUUAUCAGCUGGUGGUCUCGGAUGAGAAGUACUUCCAGCGAGUCAAAUGGCAGUACAUGAUCCUCGACGAGGCACAGGCUAUCAAGUCGUCGAGCAGUAUCAGGUGGAAGACCUUGUUGGGUUUCAACUGUCGUAACAGAUUGCUCCUCACAGGUACACCCGUGCAAAACUCAAUGCAGGAGCUUUGGGCGCUUCUUCAUUUUAUCAUGCCUUCGCUCUUCGACUCGCACGACGAGUUCAGCGAAUGGUUCUCCAAGGACAUUGAGAGUCAUGCCGAGCAGAAAGGCACCCUCAACGAGCACCAGCUUCGACGUCUGCACAUGAUCUUGAAACCAUUCAUGCUGCGUCGUAUCAAGAAGAACGUGCAGAACGAGCUGGGCGACAAGAUCGAGAUCGAUGUCUUCUGCGACCUCAGCGCGCGUCAGAAGAUGCUCUACCGCGGUCUUCGAGCCAACAUCUCGGUGGCCGAGCUUAUGGAUCGUGCAACAUCGAACGACGAAGCUGGUCUCAAGAGUCUGAUGAACCUUGUUAUGCAGUUCCGUAAGGUUUGCAACCAUCCAGAGCUCUUUGAGCGAGCAGACGUCCGAGCACCUUUCGCUCUAGCCGACUUUGCCCGCUCAGGUUCUUUGGCGCGCGAAGGCGACUUGCUCAACUUGCCUGACUCGACCACCUCAUUGAUCGAGCUGCAGGUGCCGAAGCUUCUGGUCAGAGAGGGCGGUCUCUUCGACCUGCCUGGUCACAAUAGUCGCAAAGGGUUCGACACAGGCUACUUGCAGAACCUGUUCAACAUCUGGCGGGCUCCUCACAUUUACGAAUCGUUGCAGCAGCAGCGUUCUCCGUUUGCCUCGUUGCCAUUGAUCGGCGUAUCCUCGUUCGAUGCCGAAAGAGCCUUCCGUAGCACCGGCAUCAAGCGCAUUCUAGCUGCAGCAGCAGAUGAACGACGUUGGCGCUCGAUCGAAGCUUUCGCAAGCGACGACGAGUUUGCUGCUGCUUCUAUCCGACCCAUUGCCAAGAUGCUUCGACCGAUGCCGACCAACUCGGGCAGAGCGCCUUCGCUGCUGAUGCCGUUGGAAGAAGUGUCCGCUGACUACCGCCGACAUUCUUACCUGGCCAAGGAUUCAGCCCGUGCCGUGGUCGCACCAGCUGUGGCGCCGCCCAUCCGACUAUACAGCAAUGACGGACCCUUCAUGCAGGCCCAGGAACGCUUUUCACACGACCCACAGGUCUCGGCGACGUUGUUCGGUCUAUCCCUUGAAGGGCGUGAAUCGGUCAAGCGCGUGGAAGAGCUGCAGCGCGAGCUGCCAGACGUGCCUCCGCAAGGUGUGAUGCGUAACUCUUCCAUUGAUCAGCUACCCUACAACGGCAUGCAGGUCCCGCAGAUGAACAAGCUUAUUGUCGACUCGAGCAAGAUGGCCAAGCUGGACGAGCUGCUCAGGGAGCUCAAGGCCAAUGGCCAUCGAGUCUUGAUCUACUUCCAGAUGACGAGGAUGAUUGAUUUGAUGGAAGAGUAUCUCAUCUACCGCCAGUACAAGUACCUGCGUUUGGAUGGUGCUUCCAAGAUCUCAGAUCGACGAGACAUGGUCACGGACUGGCAGACCAAGCCAGAGCUCUUCAUCUUCCUGCUGUCAACCAGGGCCGGUGGUUUGGGUAUCAAUCUCACGGCAGCCGAUACCGUCAUCUUCUACGAUCACGAUUGGAACCCCUCGAACGACUCACAGGCCAUGGACCGAGCGCAUCGUCUCGGCCAGACCAAGCAGGUGACGGUCUACCGUCUCAUCACCAAGGGUACCAUCGACGAACGCAUUGUUCGCCUUGCGCGAAACAAGAAGGAGGUGCAGGACAUUGUCGUCGGUACCAAAGCUUACAGCGAGACAGGGAUGGCCAAGCCGCAAGAGAUCGUCUCGUUGCUGCUCGACGACGACGAGCUUGCCGAGUCGAUGCUGCGCAAGAAGCAGGCCGAAGAGGCACAGAAUGCGCAGGACAAGGCCGACUCUGCAAGGGCCAUGGUGGCCAAACGUCGACUCAACAAGGAUCGCGCCGCGGCUGCAGCUCGAUCACCUGGGCCGGCGGCCAAUACGCAAUGGUCGCUCGAGGAUGACGAGGACGACUUCUUUGGCGCUCGUCCACCUAGCAAGGGUGACACAGACACGGGCGAGACCACGCCGCAGCCUCAGUUAAAGAAGCGCGGUGGAGCAUCGUCGUCGAAGCGUGGCAGGGUGAGCGAGGCAGUGUCGGAACGCAUGACGCCUCUUGACUUGGACGGUGACGUCUCGAUGGAGCCAUCGCCCUUGAAAGCUGCGCCAGGAAAGCGAAAGUCCAAGAGCCAUCGCAAGAAGACGGUCGAUGAGCUGGCCGGCCUUGAUCUGGAUUAG
Ustilago hordei is the source of this 5664-nucleotide messenger RNA. RefSeq lists its product as uncharacterized. Bases 1 to 5664 code for a protein of 1887 amino acids. The transcript has a single exon. Gene Ontology annotation, biological process: DNA-templated transcription; chromatin remodeling; DNA repair. Lineage: Eukaryota; Fungi; Basidiomycota; Ustilaginomycetes; Ustilaginales; Ustilaginaceae. The record is from RefSeq and is a predicted model, not a curated record. Gene Ontology annotation, molecular function: DNA binding; ATP-dependent chromatin remodeler activity; histone binding. Gene Ontology annotation, cellular component: nucleus; Ino80 complex.